AUGGAUAGGCGGUGCAUUUACUGUGGAGGUGACCAUCCUCUUAUGUAUUGCGUCAAUGCCUUGGAAACGAUGCGAGAGAUGGCAAUUCACUUGCCGGACGAUAUAUCACUUGAUACAAUCUUUGAUAUUGUCGUGCUUAUGGGACCUGCCCGUGUUAAUGAUGCCUACAAUGUCAUUGCAGCCGGUAUUCGUGAUGAAGUCAGUUGCCCCCAUUGCAUUCAACGAUUUGCGGCAUUUCGCGCUGAACGGGCAAUGAUUCUGAACCUUCCCGGCCAUUCAACUUAUGUUUUGCAUAAUUAUCGUCCUGCCCACGUUCCUGCUGCCCUAAACUACGGUCUAGCUCUAAUUUUUCCUGCUGUGACCGUCACCAAUCCUACAAUUCUUGCACCACGCUCUACAGUCCCGUCUACUGCAGCUCAAACAUCUGCAGCCCAAGCCACUGCCCCAACGACCAACAAUGACAAUAUGGGCCAGUCUUCACAUCAGUAG
This is a messenger RNA of Penicillium taxi, 489 nucleotides long. RefSeq lists its product as uncharacterized. The record is from RefSeq and is a predicted model, not a curated record. Bases 1 to 489 code for a protein of 162 amino acids. NCBI's taxonomy places the organism in Eukaryota, Fungi, Ascomycota, Eurotiomycetes, Eurotiales, Aspergillaceae. The transcript has 2 exons.